AUUCCCGUUCCGCUCUCGUAAGGACGGCACCUCCUACCAACCUUUCAACACCUUUCAACAUGCCUCGCCACGGCGUAGCAAUUCGGAUCCGAAAUGCCCCCUCAUGUACCGCGCAAGCGAAUACGCGACUCCACACCACCUCCCCCUAAAAUCGAGACGAAAGCCAAACAGAAGAGAGGCCAAAAGGGUCUCGGAGUGCCGCCGCGCAAGUCGACGCUCUUCGAUGACCUCGAUGCGAGCUCAACCCCGCGGUCCUCGACAAGAAAUACGUCAUCGAACUUGGGAAUAGAGGAUAGCGAUGACGACGACAGUUCCCUAACGUCCCUGUCUGAUGGCGACUUUGAAGAUGUCUCAUCCGCCAAGCGACGGAAAACCCAGGCGGCGGUUGACGAAGUCGAUGACGACGAUGAAGACGACGAGGAUAUCGAGUUUGAGGACGUCGAGACUCCACAGACGGCCUUCACCAAUGUUCCGACGCCGUCCGGCGACCUUGAAUUGACGCUGAUCAGGGACACCAGGAUAUCCUUGGCAAAUGCGCUGGGGAAGAAAGGCCCGUCGAAACUGGAGCGGAAGAUACGGGUUGCUACGCAUUGUGCGCAUGUUCAGUUUCUGAUGUGGCAUAAUGCUCUCCGAAACUCCUGGCUGUGCGAUCCGACUGUUCAAGGCAUUCUGCUGUCCCAUCUCCCGCCGAGACUAUCGGCCGAGGUGGACCGUUGGAGGAACAACAGCGGGUUGGAGGUGCCCGAGGAGGCGCCUCAGAGUGGCAAGACGAACAAGAACUCGAAAGGCAAAGGGAAGGCGCCGGCGCGAAAAGCCCGGGAUUGGGCUCCGGCCUCGCAGCGUCUUGAAAAAGGCGCCGUGGAUAUGAGCCAUGGGGACCCUCUGUUCAGGCUGAUGAAAUAUCUGGCCGCCUGGUGGAAACAGCGGUUUCGCGUCACCGCUCCAGGGUUACGGAAGUGGGGAUACAUGUCGUUGGAGAGGCUUGACCGUCUGACGAAGGCUUUUCGGAAAGAUGAACAUGACCAAGAGAGAUUCGGGGAACGUGUCCGGGAUCUUGACGAAUUCCGGCUGUGCGCGCAGGAAUGCACCGGCAGCCGGGACGUUGGGGCUCAACUCUUUACGGCACUACUCAGGGCGCUAGGCUUGGAAGCUCGCCUGGUUGCCAAUAUCCAGCCGUUGGGGUUUGGGUGGAACAAACUGGAGGAAGCGGACCCUGAGAAGGAAGGCUUCAGUUCCGGUCAUACUCCAAGAAAGGAACCGGAGAGUGUUCCUCAACAAAGGCCAGAUCCUGCACAGGCUAGUGUGGCGAAGACGGUAAGGAGUACCGCCCCCAGUCGAAGUUCAAGACGACAAACCAGGGCGCAGCUAGAAGAUCCGUCCGAUUCGGAACUGGCGGCGGACGACAGCGACGAUGACCUAGCCAUCCAGGUCCCGAAAGCGCCACAGAAAAGGGAGAGGGUUUACGACGCGGACCUGGAAUUUCCUCAUUACUGGACUGAAGUGUUGUCACCGGUAACGAACAAGUAUCUCGUCGUCGACCCGAUCGUCAAAGCCGUGAUCGCCACAAAUCGAGAACUCGUCGAGUCACUUGAGCCUCGUGGUGGCAAAGCCGACAAGGCGAAGCAGGUCAUGGCUUACGUUGUCGGGCACUCGCAAGAUGGGACGGCCAAGGAUGUCACGGUGCGCUACCUAAAACGGCAAACGCUGCCAGGCAGGACCAAAGGGGUGCGCAUUCCCAUCGAAAAGGUGCCUGUCUACAAUCACCAUGGUAAAGUCAAACGAUACGACCAGUUCGACUGGUUCAGAUCCGUCAUGGACGGCUACGUCCGAGGCGAUCAGAAGCACCCCAUCACCGAAGCUGACGACGACGAGAACGCGACGGACCUGAAACCCGCCAAGCCCGAGAAGAAAGAAGUUAAAGAAGGCGAAGAAACCCUCCAGUACUACAAACAAUCCAAGGAAUUCGUCCUCGCGCGGCACCUCAAGCGCGAGGAAGCUCUCCUCCCGGCCGCCCAGCCGGUCAAGACGUUCAAAAACAAGGGCAAGACCGCCGAAGAAGAGCCCGUGUACGCGCGCGGGGAUGUCGUGCAGGUAAAGAGCGCCGAGACGUGGCACAAGCAGGGCCGGGCGCCGAAGCCGGGCGAGCAGCCGCUCAAGCGGGUCCCCUACCGGGCGGCGACGACCAACCGGCGGCGCGAGAUCGCCGAGGCCGAGGCCGCGACGGGCGAGAAGGUGCUGCAGGGCCUGUACGGCUUCGACCAGACCGACUGGAUCAUCCCGCCGCCCAUCGAGGACGGCGUGAUCCCCAAGAACGAGUACGGCAACAUCGACCUGUUUGCCCAGCACAUGUGUCCCGAGGGGGCUGUGCACGUGCCCUUCCGCGGCGCCAUGCGCGUGGCUAAGAGGAUGGGGAUUGACUUCGCUGAAGCGGUCGUGGACUUUGAGUUUGGUCACCGCAUGGCUGUGCCGGUUAUUCAGGGGGUGGUUAUCGCGGAGGAACACCAUGACCAGUUGAUGGAAUUGUUGGCUAAGGAUGAGGAGGAGAAGAAGAGGAAGGAGGACGACAAAAGGCGCAAGGCGGCGUUGGGGAUGUGGAGGAGGUUCGUCAUGGGGUUGCGGAUCGUGGAGAGGAUCAAACAGGACCAUGGGCAAGUAGGAGAAGACGUGGAUGCUUUUGGUCGGGAGAGCAGUGGGCGGGUUAGGGGAGAGGGAGAAGGGGUGGACCCUAGCGCUGCGCCGGGAGAGGAUGAGGAUAUGGGUGGGGGCUUCUUACCGGAGGGGUAUGAAGAGGAGGAGCGAACCGCUAACUUGACCUCGGGGUUCUUUCCUAUCGUCGACGAGGAGGAAGGGGGGGAGGACGAAAUGGCAUCGCUUGAGGUUGACCAUGGGGAGGCUCCGCACAACCCGAUAGCCGGGCCGGGAAGAUCGGUUUCGCACGCGAAACCGAAGCCCAAGAGAGUCAAGUAAAUCUAAGGCAUUGACAUCCGGGCGCAGGGGCCGGCUUAAUAUUUCGAAGAGCCCGGAGCAAGAAGAGGGGAAAAUACCUUGGCUCGCUUGGGAUGUUUCAGUUGACUUGGGGUUCUGAAGACGCUCGAGGUUGUCGGCUUAGAAUGCUAGGGUUUACGGGAUGGACUGUUCCUCCGUCAAAGAGUCGAGAUGAAAUCAAGUGAGAACCAGUUAGAAAGACGAGAAAACGGGGUUGCUGGUUCCCGCAUGCGUUCGAUGACAUAGGUGCGGUGAUGAUGGGCUCCACCAAGGCAAGUGCACUGAUCAUAUGAUGGAGACACCGUGGAGAGGCGACGGAGGCCUAGAAAACAAUAGUUAUGUUAUUGUGACUUCAUCCAAGUUGCUAUCAUGACGAAUCAGACACAAAAUCGACAGGAAUAAUGGUUGAGUCCAUGUCGGCGCGAUUGUUGGGUUGGGUUCA
Chaetomium fimeti is the source of this 3427-nucleotide messenger RNA. RefSeq names its product Rad4 transglutaminase-like domain-containing protein. Gene Ontology annotation, molecular function: damaged DNA binding; single-stranded DNA binding. Gene Ontology annotation, cellular component: XPC complex; nucleotide-excision repair factor 2 complex; nucleus. The coding region runs from base 94 to 2967 and encodes 957 amino acids. Gene Ontology annotation, biological process: mismatch repair; nucleotide-excision repair. NCBI's taxonomy places the organism in Eukaryota, Fungi, Ascomycota, Sordariomycetes, Sordariales, Chaetomiaceae. The transcript has a single exon. The record is from RefSeq and is a predicted model, not a curated record.